Molecule: messenger RNA, 1295 nt
Organism: Harpegnathos saltator (Jerdon's jumping ant)
Lineage: Eukaryota; Metazoa; Arthropoda; Insecta; Hymenoptera; Formicidae
Product: glycine-rich cell wall structural protein 1.8
Exons: 3
Coding region: 150-599 (149 amino acids)
Source: RefSeq, a predicted model, not a curated record
CGUGUUUGCGGUAGUCGUCAGAUCAAAAUCGACAUCAACUUGUCGACGGUCGCGCGGAGUGCCUUCGCGUCAAUCGUCUCGUCUUCUUCCUGCAUCUCGCCUUUCCUUGUUGUCCUGCUGUGGGGAGUGGCACUAUCUGAUACAGAGAGAUGAGAAGACGACGCGAUACGAUGCUGCGUCUUUUGUUGAAUCUUCUCCUAGUCAUCCCGUUACUUAAAUUAGCCAGCGCGGGUGGACAUGGAGGACACAAGCAUGUGGUAAUUCAUGUGCCGUAUAAGGUCAAAACUAUCCAUCACACGCACACGAUUACGAAGCAUAUACAUCAUGGCGGUGGUGACAAAUAUGAGGUACUUGGAUAUACUGUGGGCCAUCCAAUUGAUCUUGGAAGUCAUGGAGGUGGUUUAGAAGGUCACGACUUCGGCGGUGGUGGCGGUGGCGGGGGACACGAUUUCAGUGGCGGCGGAGAUGGUGGGGGGCACGAUUUCGGAGGUGGCGGCGGUAGUCACUUAGAUUUUGGCGGUGGUGACCACUUAGAUUUCGGAGGCGGAGGCGGAGGUGGAUUUGGAGGCGGCAGUCAUGACCACUGGUCAGGUCGUUAGAAAAAAUCUUUGCGUGUACAUGAUUGACUUGCUGUUCUUGCAAAACGCAAAAGUUCGCCUUAAGGUAAUCAACAUGUUAGCCUUGGAAAAUCUAAUGAAAAAUUUGUAAAGAAUUGUGUGAACAAUUUUGUAAAAAGUCUUGUAAUGAAUAUCGUGAAAAUUAUAAAAUUGUCUUUAAAAGAAAACUCAAAAACUACAAUUAAAUGUAGAAAAUAUUGUGUGUAUAUGUGCAAAAUUUUAGAUAUGCAAGAACGUGCAAAAUUUAUUCAAUAUUCCAUAUCUAUAUCAAAAGAGGUAUAUAAUAUAAUGUAAAAGGGCGCAGUAAAAAAACUCGAUGCACUUACAACAAUCUUUUUAUCUAAACUGCAGGAAUUCAAAGCGAAAAUUUAGUACUCGUCAAUAUAUGUAUACUUCAGAGAGUUGAAUUCUCCCUGUGCACGACACUUCAGCAUCGGUGCUGACGAACAACUUAAUUUCGCAUUUAUGGUAUACCUAUCUAUAAUAAUAUGAAAAAAUUAUAGAUUGCACCGAUGCAUUUAGCAAAAAUUAUGACUGAUGCGUCCCGAUUGAUCAUUCGUCCCUUUAGUCUCUUUUGAAAAGCUACCGGAUGUCUUCCUUACUUUUAUCUCUAGUCUGAGUCUUUUGUUAAAUCCUCGACAUGUCCUUCGAGCACAAUGUAUGUAAAUAUUGUUAUUC